This is a messenger RNA of Salvia miltiorrhiza (redroot sage), 1083 nucleotides long. RefSeq lists its product as uncharacterized. The coding region runs from base 1 to 1083 and encodes 360 amino acids. NCBI's taxonomy places the organism in Eukaryota, Viridiplantae, Streptophyta, Magnoliopsida, Lamiales, Lamiaceae. Gene Ontology annotation, molecular function: nucleic acid binding. The record is from RefSeq and is a predicted model, not a curated record. The transcript has 2 exons.
AUGAGAAGAAAAGAUCUAAGUAGUGGAGAAAGGAACACCAUUGUUCAAUUCCUUCUUCAAGAUAGCAAAAACGGCAAGCCGAAGAGAGGGAAGAUCCAAGAAGCCAUUGUCAAAUUCGGAAACUCUAGGAGGAUCGUGAGUCGGCUUUGGGCUGCGACAAAAAAACAACAAGAAAUAGGUGAGCACAUUCAUUCGGCAAGCAUGAAAAUACAUCGACCACAUAGAAAAAGAGUGCAAAUCGACUUAGAGCUAAUUUCCAGCCUGGAAUUGAGCAAAAGAUCAACUAUUCGAAGGCUUGCAAGUGGCAUAAAUUGCAGUAAAAGUACAGUGGGUCGAUGGAUAAGCAAGGGAUUGAUCAAAGCUCACACAAGUGCAAUACGACCUGACCUAACUGUUCUUAACAAACUUCUACGCCUGCGAUUCAUCCUUGAAGCCAUAGAAUACGACUGUAUUCUGAAGGUACUUCAGUUCAAAGAUAUGCACAACACUGUGCAUAUCGACGAGAAGUGGUUUUAUAUCACAAAAGUAAAUCACAGGUUCUACUUAACCCCCGGAGAGGCAGAACCGCAUAGAACAUGCAAAUCAAAGAAAUUCAUCAAAAAAGUGAUGUUCAUGUGUGCAGUGUGUAGGCCAAUAUUUGCAGAAGAUGGCAGCGUGUUAUUCGACGGAAAAAUAGGGAUUUGGCCAUUUACAGAAUUGGUGCUUGCUAAAAGAAACAACAAAAACCUGGAGGCUGGAACUUUGGAGUUAAAACCAAUCGAGAGCAUAACAAAGCAAGUCACAAAGCAUUGUUUUAUCAAUAAGAUAAUACCAGCCAUAAAGCUUAAAUGGCCAGAAUUUACAAGCAAAGUGAUUUUCAUUCAACAAGACAAUGCAAGGCCUCACAUCAAGGAUGAUGAUCCAGAUUUUAGGCGGGCUGCAAGUUCUGAUGGCUUUGACAUCAUAAUUAUUCAUCAACCCCCCAACAGUCCAGACACGAAUAUCAAUGAUUUGGGGUUUUUUAGAGCAAUCCAGAGCUUGCAAACAGAAAGUGUGUGCAACAAUGUGGAGGAGCUAGUGGCUGCAGUUGAGAAGUCAUAUUAA